This is a messenger RNA of Vitis riparia (riverbank grape), 1125 nucleotides long. Its product is annotated as cyclin-D1-1-like. Gene Ontology annotation, cellular component: cyclin-dependent protein kinase holoenzyme complex; cytoplasm; nucleus. Gene Ontology annotation, biological process: regulation of cyclin-dependent protein serine/threonine kinase activity; mitotic cell cycle phase transition. Lineage: Eukaryota; Viridiplantae; Streptophyta; Magnoliopsida; Vitales; Vitaceae. Gene Ontology annotation, molecular function: cyclin-dependent protein serine/threonine kinase regulator activity. Bases 126 to 1103 code for a protein of 325 amino acids. The record is from RefSeq and is a predicted model, not a curated record. The transcript has 6 exons.
UGUGAGACAGAUAGGACCUUCAAGCUCCAGCCAAACAGAAACCAAUACUUUUCACGCAAAGAUUCCGGCGAAUUUUCCGAUCACUUCUUCCGCGAUGGAAAGAGAAUGAGGUGCUAUCCAACGUCAUGUCACUCUCAUACUCUGACCGCUUCUCCGACCUUCUCUGCGGUGAGGACUCUAGCAUCUUAUCCGGCGACUUGCCGGAGUGCUCUUCAGACCUCGAAUCUCCGGCUGAUAUUGAGGAAUCAAUAGCUGGAUUUAUUGAAGAUGAAAGGAACUUCGUGCCUGGAUUCGAUUACUUGGCCAGGUUUCGGUCACACUCGCUCGACGCCUCCGCUCGAGAGGAAUCUGUUGCAUGGAUUCUUAAGGUGCAAGCCUACCAUGGUUUCCAACCACUAACGGCGUAUCUCUCCGUCAACUACUUGGACCGUUUCCUCUAUUCUCGCCGUUUGCCGCAGCAAACAAAUGGGUGGCCACUGCAACUCUUAUCUGUUGCUUGCUUGUCAUUAGCUGCAAAGAUGGAGGAACCCCUAGUUCCUUCUCUGUUGGAUCUCCAGGUUGAAGGUGCAAAAUUUAUAUUUGAAUCAAAAACAAUUCGUAGGAUGGAGCUCCUUGUACUUGGUGUUUUGGAUUGGAGACUAAGAUCGAUAACACCUUUCAGUUUCAUCGGGUUCUUUGCAUACAAGCUGGAUUCAAGUGGAAGUGUGAUUGGAUUUCUUAUUUCCAGGGCCACGCAAAUUAUCUUGUCUAACAUCCAAGAGGCGAGUUUCCUGGAGUAUUGGCCGUCAUGCAUAGCUGCAGCAGCCAUACUUUGCGCAGCCCAUGAGAUUCCAAAGUUGUCGCUUGUUGAUCCUGAACGUGCAGAAUCAUGGUGUGAUGGACUGAGCAAAGAGAAAAUCAUCAGUUGCUGUCAGUUAAUGCAAGAAAUCACGGUUGACAAUAACCGGAGGAAGCCUCCAAAACUCCUACCACAGCUUCGAGUAACAAUUCGGGCCACAGUUAGGUCGUCUGGCUCCUCAUCCUCAUCUUCCUCAUCAUCCUAUAAGAGGAGAAAAUUAAAUAACUGCUUAUGGGUAGACGAUGACAAGGGGAACGGCGACUAAGUGGGAAAGAACUAAAGCAAAA